GACUCGGAUCAAUUUCGAGAUCAAGUGCUCUCUAAAUUUAGGAGAGAUGAAGUAGGAGAAUUAUGUCGUUCUGAUGAUUUUAUUAAACUUUUAGGAAUGCAAAAUUUUGUGAAAAUUCAGUCAAGGAAAGAGAAGAAAGGAGAACUAAGAGAUGCAAUAAUGGCUGACAUGAGAAAGUUUGCGAACUUGUUCCUAAAUUUUAAAUCCUUAGCACAACAGAAGAAAUGUAAAAUUACAUCUACAGUUGAAAUGUUAAACCGAAAUCAUUUCAUGUUUCUUCGAGAUGCCCUUGACAACAUAACUACAAAGGAGGAUGGGUCUAUAAAGACUGGCCUGAAAGUUUCCUUAGGAUUUCUUUUAAAGAGAUCAGCGAAUGUUUUGAAAGGCCAUUACCUGGUGCAGAAAGCUGAUGACAAAGCAAAGGAGGUGGAAAAUUUUCUCACAGUGCUAUCAUACUUUUGGAAUUCAAUAUUCAGUGACGCACAGUAUGCAAAUGUGAAAGCCAGACAAACAGAUUUGAGGAAGCCUAAACAUUUACCCAUUGAAGAAGACAUUCAGAAACUAAGGAGUUUUAUGAUUGAAGAACAGAAUAGAAUACUAGAUCCUUAUGUACUGAUAAGUAAUCAGGAGUACAUAAUUUUGAGAGAUAUUCUUGUUUCACGCCUUACACUAUUUAAUGCCCGCAGAGGGGGAGAACCAAGUCGUUUACUGCUUAAGGAAUGGAAAGAUGCAGAAAAUGGUGUCUGGAUAGGAGAUUCAGCUGUUCAAGCCAUAGAUGACCCGAUUGAGAAGCGAAUGUUAGGGAACUUCAGAAUAGCCUACCAGUCUGGUAAAAACAUCAAUCAGAUGGUACCAAUUUUAAUUCCAAAUGACUGCCUUGAGGGACUUAGAAAACUGGCAUGCAGUGAAAUAAGAAAAGCUGCUGGAGUAAGAGCAGACAACAUAUUUCUUUUCCCUCUAACACAGAAUUCUGCACAUCAUGUGAAAGGAUGGCAUGCUGUUGAAUCUGUGUGUAAAAAAGCUGAUAUUUUGUCUCAUAUUAAUGCAACAUCAAUGAGACACAGAGCCUCAACAAUAUAUGCUGCACUGGAUAUCCCAGAAAAUGAACGAAGGUUGUUUUAUCAGCAUAUGGGUCACUCUGAAGACAUAAAUAAGAAUGUAUACCAGUGCCCACUGGCAAUUCAGGAAGUGACAAAAGUUGGCAAGUUCUUUGAAAACCUUGAUAAACGUCUUUAUCAUACUUUUGAUGUUAGCAAGUGCAGUUUAACUGAGAUGGAAUCUGCCAAUGAAAUGACAACAGUUCAGCCAACGGAAACACAAGGGCCACUUGAUGAUUCGUGCGUGCCAGGACCUAGCACUGUUACUUCUGAUCCACUUAGAAAACGGAAAGCUGCAAACAAAGUGACAGUGAUUGCCAGUCCAAAGAAACAGAAAACUAAUGGAAGAAGGACAUUAAACUUAGCAAAACAUCAGGAAUGCUUAGAAAUGGAUCAAAGUAGGAGCUGUAGCAAUGACCUGGAUUGGGAGAUGAGUGACUAUGAUAGUGCAGCUGAUAAGGACUACACACCAAGUAACAGUGAUAUCACCACUGAUGAUGAAGGUGAUAGUGACAAUAUUAGUGAUACUGAAGAUAACUGCACAUAUGACACUGCCAGAAAAGACAGACAGAAGAGAAAAGUCAAAGUAUAUUCCUUCAUCAAAGAACAUCCCAAUGUUCUUGCAGACAUCAAUCCAGAGCGUAAAGUCUUGUUGAUACGAACCAAAAUAUACAAUGAACGGAAUAAGCUUCGAAGUAUUGUCAAUACACAGUUAAAUCAAAUGAAGAAAUGA
Molecule: messenger RNA, 1830 nt
Organism: Ylistrum balloti
Lineage: Eukaryota; Metazoa; Mollusca; Bivalvia; Pectinida; Pectinidae
Exons: 6
Coding region: 97-1830 (577 amino acids)
Source: RefSeq, a predicted model, not a curated record